Dentiscutata heterogama is the source of this 1707-nucleotide messenger RNA. The record is from the annotation of a GenBank genome assembly. NCBI's taxonomy places the organism in Eukaryota, Fungi, Glomeromycota, Glomeromycetes, Diversisporales, Gigasporaceae.
AUGUCUGUUAAAAAUCUUCGUAAUCCUCUACCAAUGUUAACAUCUGAUUGUAUUGCCGACAUUCUAUACCAACUAAAAAAUGAUCGCACAACUCUAUAUUCUUGUCUUCUCACCAAUCGACUAUUUUGUCGACUUGUGGUUCCACUAUUAUGGAGUCGACCAUUCGAGCAUAUAAUUUCCGGAAAGAAAGCUGCGACAAGCAUAAUCCACUCAUAUCUAUCCUGUUUAACACUUGAUGAAAGACAAAUGUUAUCUAAAAAAUUGAAACACUGGUUUCCUCCUUUUCCUACUCCAUUAUUCGAUUAUCCUAAAUAUCUUCGUGCUUUCGAUUCAAGAAAUUUUAGACAAACAGUUCAGAAAUGGUGGGCUGUUCCUUUUGAUAAUGUUCAAAGUCUUAAAAGAGUUAUAGAUGGUAUUGAAUUAUUUAGCAAUGUGUUGUUAAGUCAUACUUACGGCUUAGGAUUAUUGAAAUUAGAACAAGAGUACAAUAAUUAUUUUGACGAAGAAGGAAAUCUUAUCUGUAGCUUCCCUGAUUUUGCUUCUUAUGUAAGAGCUAAUCAAGUAUUAUAUAAUCUUCGAAAAUUUGAAUUAACUUAUUGGAUUGAAAUUGCGAGCAACAAUGUUACCGAAGAAAAAAUUAUAGGUCUACUUAACAAAGUUAUAGAAUCUUCAACGGUUAUUAAACAAAUUGCGAUUAAUAUACCGUGUUUGCUUGAAACUCAACCGAUAGUUCCAUUAUUGUGUAAAUUAAUCAACAGACAACAUAACCUUGAAGAAUUGGAAUUUGAUGGCCGGUGGGAUUCCAGCAUUUCAAAUACUUUGUGUUUAUCAGUUCAUAGUCACCUAAAAUAUUUAAGAAUCAAUAAUCUAUCCACGAUUACAGAACUUCUUCCUAUUCUCAAUACAUUAACUUAUCUUGAAACUUUGGUGUUAUGGAAACCACAAGUUAAUGAUGAUUUCUCAAAGAUUAACGCAGACACUUUACCUCCAAUUUUCAUUAAAAAAUUAUUAAUUUAUGAAAUUGGACCAGAUCGAAAAACCUUGGAUAACUUUGUAGGAUUACUACUUCGAUCAGCAAAUCGUAAUUUAAAAGUAUUUUCAUUACAAGAAUGUAUAACACCAAAACUUUGCAAAGUACUUGUUGAAUAUUGUCGAAAUCUAACUCAUUUAUCAACACUCAUUAAUACUGUCGACCUCUCUUCUCUUUGCACUACACUUCGAUAUUUACCGAGUAUUGAACAUUUAAUCAUAGUUCAGACUUGUAGUAGUUCUUCACGACAACGUUCGUGGAUGACGUCAAAUAGUUGUGGUAUUACUAGACAUUCAUGGGAAACAAAAUCUCUUAAAAAUCUUGCUAGUUCAUUCCCACCUUGUCUCAAAUAUUUAGGAAUGUGCAUAAAUUUUUCGGUGACUCAACUUAAAAUUCUAUUACAAAAUAUUGACAUACCUAUUUGCAUAAUGGAAUUUUACAAUUUCGGUGGUGAGAUGAUGAUGGAUAAAACGUUAGAGUUACAUUUUUUAAGAUUAAUGGCAGAAUAUGCUGGAAGAAAUCCAGGAUUUUGUGUACUUGGAUUACCUGAAAAUCCAGAGGUUUGGCAUGAUGCCGAUUUUUGGAAAAUGGCAAAAGAUUCUAUUCCUGUUAUUAAGAAGUCAGAACUUUUAUAUUAUCCGAUUUAUAAUGAAAUGAUUAAUCCUGGAUAUUAUUAA